Molecule: messenger RNA, 2058 nt
Organism: Drosophila grimshawi
Lineage: Eukaryota; Metazoa; Arthropoda; Insecta; Diptera; Drosophilidae
Gene: pippin
Product: facilitated trehalose transporter Tret1-2 homolog
Exons: 5
Coding region: 166-1800 (544 amino acids)
Biological process (GO): carbohydrate transport; transmembrane transport
Cellular component (GO): membrane
Molecular function (GO): sugar transmembrane transporter activity
Source: RefSeq, a predicted model, not a curated record
UUCAGUUUGUGUUUUGUUUGUGUUUUUGCUGAGUGUUGAGAAUUAAUGCUUAAAUCGAAUGUGUCUAAAGUAAGCGCACUUAAUUCAAGUUCGAUUUAGGCCUUUGACUAAGGGACUAAGCACAAGUUAUAAAAGUUGCAAAUUGCCGAUUAAAUUACAUACAAAAUGAGCAACGAAAGAGAUGAGGAUGAGUACAGUAAAUUUGUGCCACAAAAGAUGUCAUAUCAUGUGGUGCCCGGCGCCGAGUUCCAAUGCAAGGUGCCCAUGUCCUCCUCCAAGGCUCUGUGCAUGUCGAUGCCACAGAGCCGCAAACUAUCCACCAUCGAUGAGCAGGACUACGAUGCAGCCAAUCGGCGGGGCAUAAUUAAUCAGAUUUUAGCUACUUGUGCGGUGUUGCUGCUUUCCGCAGGAUGUGGCAUGCCCAUUGGCUACUCGGCAGUGUUGCUGCCCCAACUCAGCUCCAAUUCCACCGAGGUGCCCAUAACGGUUAGCACGGGCUCUUGGAUAGCCAGCGUUCAUAGUUUGGCAACACCAAUUGGUUCACUUAUGUCUGGGCCCCUUGCCGAUUAUUUGGGUCGUCGCAAGACGCUCCUCGUAUCGGCAAUACCCCUAUUUUUUGGCUGGAGCACCAUGGCGAUGUCGAACUCUGUGAAGGCCAUAAUAUUUGCGCGAUUUCUGUGCGGCUUUGCAACUGGCAUUCUAGGCGGACCGGGUCAGGUGUAUAUAGCGGAAACAGCUGAGCCAAACUUGCGCAGUCUGUUGAUCGGUGCUCCUUAUGUGGCAUAUUCGUGUGGCAUACUCCUCGUCUAUUCGCUGGGAACGUUCCUCUACUGGCGCACUGUGGCUUGGUGUGCCAAUAUUCUGCCCGCUCUCGCCAUGCUGGCCAUUUUCUGUAUACCCGAAUCACCCAUGUGGCUGUUGCGCAAUGGACACGAGAAGCGAUCGCUGAAGGCGCUGACAUUCCUGCGAGGCAGCGAGAUUACCGCCCAGAAGGAAAUCAACGACAUGAAGCAUCGGCUGAACAAUGAACGUGAGACAACCAAGACAAAUGAGAACAUCUUUAAGCUAUGCUGUCAGCGUGUGGCAAUGAAACCAUUGUUCAUUGUUAUUGUCUUCUCGCUGCUGCAAAUGUUCUCGGGCACAUUUAUUGUGAUCUUCUAUGCCAUUGAUAUUGUGUCCGAGUUUGGAGCGGACUUUGAUACGAGUCAAGCAGCGAUUUGGACGGCUGCGGUGCGUGUGCUUUGUUGCAUGAUCUUCUGCGGCAUCUUGCUUUGUGUGCGUCGUCGCCUCAUCAUGCUGAUCUCGGGCAUUGGUUCGGGACUCUUCUGUCUGGCCCUCAGUGUCUUUAUGUAUGUGCGUGCGGGGGAGCCAAGGAUGCCCUAUGAUAUCCUCGUAGCCGGUGGCUGUCUUCUUGGCUACAUAGUCUUCAAUACAGCGCUGAUGGUCAUGCCGGGCAUUAUGAUUGGUGAACUAUUUCCGGCAAAGAUACGAGGACGCACGGCGGGCGGCGUUUUUGCUUCAAUGAAUGUGGCACUGUUCAUUUUUGCUAAAGGUUUUCCCGCACUGCAAGCGUAUUUGAAAAUGCGGGGCGUUUUUCUCGUCUUUGGCGUUUCCAGUUUUCUGCUGACGAUUUUCAUGUGUCUAUUUCAACCGGAAACAAAGGGACGCAGUCUGGAGCACAUUGAGGAUUACUUUAAUGGCAACAAUUGGCUCUGGAUUCGACGUGAUCGUGGCUAUAAAACGGUCAAGUUGCUGCCACUGCAGCUGGCCAAGGAUCCUGGCAACACAAAUCAGGCAUAAUUGGGUGGGAUAUUAUGGCAUUUAAUUAGCUUUUAUACAGGGGCUCACUGAGAUUCCAUAGCGUUAAUUAGUAUUAUAUAUAAAUACAUAUAUGAGUAGGAGUACCUCGUAGUCGUAAAUAUUUUAGUGUUCCUUACUUUCACUCAAUUUCUGUUAAUUUUACCAAUGUGAUGUUUGCAAUUACGCAUUAGCUUUUUAAUAAUAAUAUGUAUGCAUUAUCUACAUGAUUAGUAAUACAAUAAAAUGUUAGAAAUAAAA